This is a messenger RNA of Trichoplax adhaerens, 999 nucleotides long. RefSeq lists its product as uncharacterized. The transcript has 8 exons. The coding region runs from base 1 to 999 and encodes 332 amino acids. Gene Ontology annotation, cellular component: mitochondrion. The record is from RefSeq and is a predicted model, not a curated record. NCBI's taxonomy places the organism in Eukaryota, Metazoa, Placozoa, Uniplacotomia, Trichoplacea, Trichoplacidae. Gene Ontology annotation, molecular function: oxidoreductase activity.
AUGGCAGGAAGUGUGAUUUGUAUUAUAUUAAUCGGUUCUUCGAUUAACCUUUCUCAUAACGUUCUUGAAAAGUCAUCCAUGAAUAAUAUUAAGCCUUUCGCUGAGAGUAUUGUCGACAAGACCACGGGAAACAGUGCUCUGUCACGUCGUAUUGUUAACUGUAGUCAACUAUUACGUUAUCGAGUGUGGAAGAAAACGUUGAAAAUGUCGUCUAUAGAUGGUAGCACACACAUGGAGAAGACAGAAAAUAGCCCUAGGAAUGAGGUUGUUUCUCAAGCUACACUUGUUCAAAUGGAACAAAUUUCACCUGAUGUCAAAUCGCUAUUCUUUCGCGUACAUGACAAAAUGUUUACCUUUAGGCCUGGUCAAUGGAUAGAUAUGAUGAUACCAGAAAUUGAAGUUGUUGGAGGCUUCUCAUUAUGUUCUAGUCCUUUCUUAUUACAAAAAGAAAAUUUAAUUCAAUUAGCUGUGCAAUAUAGUACCCAUCCGCCAGCGUUAUGGAUUCAUACAAAGUGCAAGGUUGGCGAUGUAGUGAAAUUACGUUGCGGUGGGAAUUUUUACUUUGAUUUCCACAAAACUGAUAAAAAGAAGCAUUUGCUACUCAUCGCUGGAGGUGUGGGAAUUAACCCGAUAUGUUCAAUCGUGCGUGACCUUGCUGAACAUAUUAUUAGAAGUAGAUCAGACGAAUAUCGAGCAUUGUUGUUAUACAGCGGAAAAAGUAGAAAAAAUUUAUUAUUUAAGGAGGAAUUAAUGGAUAUUGCAAAAAAGGUGCCAUCAAUUAGUUGCAAAUUUUUCGCUACUAGAGAAACGUGUCAGGAACAAGAAGUACUAUCCCACAGGAUUGAUCCGUCUGUUCUCAGGGAGUCCGUCUUAAACCUGAAUAUAUCGAAGAUGCAAACAUACAUAUGCGGGCCACCACCUAUGAUUGAAUCAGUCGCUUCAAAUUUAUUGCAAAUUGGAUUAGCUGAAGAUGAUAUAAAAUAUGAAAAAUGGUGGUAA